CAACAAUCGAGCAGGAAAAUGUAUGGAGAUCUGUCAAAUUCCGUGUUGUUUGUAUGGACACAGUACCAACGUCAUUGGUUUGGAAGCUCCCUUCACCUGGUUUCGCUUUGUCUGCCCGGUUCCCCGUCCUGAGCGUGUUGCUUCCAUACGAGUUUCAACUUGUCGCCGGUAGCUUCUUACUCCUCUUACGAGUUGUUUUUUCUUCAACGGUAGUGAGUGGUUGUGCAUCAGCCAUUUUCAGUGUUUUGUUUGGUGCAAUCAAUACUGUAGUGAAUAUUUGUUUGGCGUUUAUUUUUGUUUUGGUCGUACAAAUCAACUAUUUCAUCGAAGUUUCAGGCUUAUUUCAAGCUAACACAAGUUUCGAAAGCGAUAUGUACUCAAAGAAAUUGAGAAGAUCGGGGCAAUUCGCUAAAAUUCGCCGAGUCAACCAAACCAAUUUUGAACGUGAAAUGCAAGCAUUGAUGGAUCCCUCACCUGGCCCUUCAGUUGUUCCUACUUCGAUUGAAGAAGACUUUGGCAUGCCAGAAGGCAUUGAUAGUGAUACUCAACUUUUGGAAGAUGAUGAAGACGUGGAAUCUAUUCCGUCAACUAAUACUGAUGCGGAGAGUGAUACCGAAGAAGAAAGCGAAAAUGACUUCCAAAAACCAUUUGAAACACUUCUUAGACUAUGGGCUCUUUCAUGCAAAGUUCCGCUAACAACUUUAACCAAACUGCUGAAAUUGCUUAGUCAUAAAACGGAUUUCAACCUGCCUAAAGACGCCAGAACGUUUUUAAAAACUCCUAUUCUUAUUGGCAAUCAAAUAGAAAAUGUGGCUGGUGGACAAUUAUGGUAUCGUGGAGUCGAGAAAACCCUAAAACAAUAUUUUUGCCAAGUUACACCCGCAACGAGCCUAAUUAAUAUCAAUCUUUCCAUGGACGGAUUGCCGUUACAUAACAGCGGGCCAACACAAUUGUGGCCGAUUUUAAUGACGUUGCCGGAUUUUGAUCCAAUGCCAGUGUUGGUGGUAGCCAUUUUUUGUGGAGCAUCAAAGCCAGAAAAUGCUGAGGGCUAUCUUCGUCAAUUGGUGGACGAACUAAACCAUCUAUCAGACCAAGGAACCAUUAUUAAUGGAAAAAUGAUAGAUAUUCAGUUACGUGCAAUAAUUGCUGAUACACCUGCGCGGUCGUUUUUAAAAGGUAUAAUGGUUUGAUUGAAAUGUUCUAUCAAAAUAAACUAAUCCGUACCUUUUACUUUAACUUUUACAGGAGUUGCGUAUCAUAAUGCAGUGCACGGAUGCAUAAAAUGUAAGAGUCUAGGCACUUUUAUUAAAAGCGCACGAAAGGUUGUUUAUAAAAGUGUUCAAGGUGAACCUCGCACUGACAAGGAACUAAAAGGCGGUGUGUACAAAGAACACGUGAAACGCACAUCUCCACUAUUUUAUUUGAAUUACUUUGAUCUUAUUGUUGGUUUCAUUAUCGCUGAUCUACUUCAUCUUAUAGAUAUAGGAGUAUUUCGUAAAUUGAUACAGGGUUUUGUCACUGGCGCGCUCAAGCCUUUUCCAAAAUGGUCACCAGAACAACAAUCACAGGUAUCAGCGCUGUUACUUAAAAUUAUAUUUCCCAGCGAUAUAAACAGGAAACUACGUUCAUUGAAAUAUUUGCCCUUUUGGAAAGCUUCAGAGUUUGGAAGCUUUUUACGUCACGCAAGUAUUCCAAUACUUAGUCGUUACAUAAGUAAACAAGCUUUUGAACACUUCAAGUUAUUUUAUGUCGCCGUCAUAUUUCUAUCUUCUUCGAAAUUUGAAAAACACUGGUUAUAUGCCGGGAUUUUAUUAGAAAAGUUUGUUGCACAAUUUGCAACCAUUUACCACGAAAAUCAUGUUACAAGCAAUGUGCAUAAUCUUCUCCACGUUGUAACUGAUGUAAAAAAUCAUGGACCUCUUCCCAAAAUUUCCACUUAUCCUUUUGAAAACAAGUUGUUUUCCAUGAAAAAUUUGGUAAGAAGUGGCCCAAACCCAUUAGCACAAGUAGUUAACCGUGUGAUAGAAUUACAGGAAAUUGAAAUUGCUACAAAACGUUCUGAGCAAACAUAUCCUUUUACAAAAAUAACUAAACAGGAAGUAGUACUGCACAUAAACAAAAAUUUUAUGCUAAGACAAAGUCAUAAUAAUUGUUGGUUUUUAACUAAAAAUCUAAAAAUAUUCAAAUAUGUAACAACAUUUGAAAUAUUGGAUUGCGUUACAAUUAAGGCAUAUGAAUUUACAAAAACGGCGAAUACAUUUUCGGAACCAGUUCCGUCAAGUGUAAUAUACAACUUUAAAGCUAAUGCUACAGAUUUGUCAUCGAAUUUAAGUGAUGUAUGCAUUGCAGAUGUUAUGUGCAAAUUAGUGCUUAUAGAUUUAGGUAACGAAUUUUAUUUCACUCCUUUGUUACAUACGCUUAUUUGAUAAAUUUAGGAGGUUAUUGCGUAAAACAAAUAAAUUUCUUAUGUUUCCACAUGA
Molecule: messenger RNA, 2480 nt
Organism: Anopheles gambiae (African malaria mosquito)
Lineage: Eukaryota; Metazoa; Arthropoda; Insecta; Diptera; Culicidae
Exons: 3
Coding region: 54-1190 (378 amino acids)
Source: RefSeq, a predicted model, not a curated record